Molecule: messenger RNA, 1939 nt
Organism: Patella vulgata (common limpet)
Lineage: Eukaryota; Metazoa; Mollusca; Gastropoda; Patellidae
Exons: 3
Coding region: 242-1324 (360 amino acids)
Cellular component (GO): cytoplasm
Source: RefSeq, a predicted model, not a curated record
ACGCAAACUGGUCCGCAGUAAAUUUUCACUUUGUGGCAUUUACCCAUAGAAAAGAAACCCUAUGCAUUAAAACGCUGUUAAAACCAUUAACGUCAUAUGUAAAGAAAGGAAAUCCAUGUAAGAUAAUAUCCCGUCAAUUCGGAACGUCCGGCUUGUAAAGAACCCGCUGCAUUGUCACCUAGAAACACACCUUAAUUGCUUAUUCGGUUUCUAAUUCUUCUGAUCUUAUUUACUGAUAGUCAUGAGUAGUUUUCUAGAUGAUAUUAAGUCAGCCAAGCUGAAAAAGUCAGCUCAUGCUACAAAAGACUAUUCCAGUCCAAAACUUGCUGGCUUUACUUCUUCUGAAGAGAUUAAAGAAUACCAAAAUGCUGUAUUGGAUGUCAAUACUGAGUUAUGGCAAGAAUGCCUCAAAGAGGUCACUUUUCCAUCAAAAUAUUGUCCAAUCAGCAUAGAAGAGGCUGAAACAUUUGUUAGGAUAUUUGAACGUAUGUUUAAAAAUCUUGAUGCAGAAAGAAUCUCUAAGAUAGAUUUGUGGGGAAAUCUGACACCAGAAGAAAAGAUUGUGAUUGAUAAUUUAUCAUCUAAAUUGGAUGUAGUUUUACAAGAAGUGAUAAGAAACUCAAAGGAAGGAUGUGCUUUUGUCAAAACCUCAAGUAGAAGUCCCAAAGAUGCACCAAUGGCUCAUGGCAAAUUUGGAGAAUUGUACAAGUCAUAUUUAAGUAAAUUGUCUGAGGAAGAAAGAAACUGUGAAAAUCAACAAAUAAUAUGCUUACUAAAAUCAGCCUUUGAAGCCAUGAAAGUGACGUCUGCACGGGAGGUGAUGCAACUAAUGAUCACUAGCGAGAGAAUUUAUCAAGACAUGCUGCUAGCUUUAGAAAUUAAAGAUCGAUACCAUGAAAACUUUGUUGUUCGAGAAUUUGUGCCAAUUGAUGUGGAUAUGGAGUUUCGUGCCUUUGUUUUUGAUCUUGAGCUGACUGCAAUAGCACAGUACAAUUAUCUUGUCUUUUCGGAUAGACUUUUAAAGGAAAAAGAUGUUAUCAUAGAAAGACUACAAAAAUUUUAUAAAGAAGAGGUCAAGACGAGAAUAACAACCAAAUUUCCUCAACAUUUUAUUGUAGAUUUUGCUGUUUGUAAAGAUAAGAUAUGGGUAAUUGAGAUUAAUCCAUUCCUGGUAUCUACUGACAGUGGGUUAUUUAGCUGGGAACACGAAAGACAUUUACUAGAAGGAAAAGAGGGCUUUCAGUUCAGAAUUGUAGAAAAAGCAAAACCAGGAGCAAAGACAAUGUUACCAUCUAGUGUUAAAUGUUUACUGUCCAAAACAUAAUAUCUAUAUAGGUAGGAAGAUCUACAAUUACAAUGCAUUCACAAAAAAGAACAUUUAAAAAACCCAGAACAAACCCAAAAUUUUGUGAUAAGUUUAUCAAGAUCUAUCUAUUAUAUCAAGUAGAUGGAUCUAAAGACAGAUUACACAAAUAUCUUAAUUAAACUAAAUCUUUCUUUAUAUUUUUACUUUUAAUCGUUUUAUUUAAUAACAAGAUUUUCAUAAAGAAUCUUGAAUAGAUCCAGCUCAAAUUAUUUCUGUUUUGACUAAAUAUUGGUCUGCACAAAACAGUCUAAACUGGUGUCCUACCAAGAUUUCCAUUUGUUUAAGAGGAAAAAUUACCUUCACCUUGCAUCUGAAGUAUGCAUUAUACAUUCGUUAAUGUGUGGAUUCAGAUAAUUAUCAGUAUGGAUAAAUGUAUUUACUGUAUGUUAGUUUGCAAGUUACUAAUACACAAUUGACACGGUUUAGUUCAGGUCAAUUUGUUCUAGUCAAAGCAAAGAUAAUUUGAUCUGGAGCAAUGGAGUUAAACAGGUUUAUGUUAUAUAUUUUUGUUUUUUUUAAUAUUUUACUUUAUAAAUUAUAUGGAUUUAAUAUAUAAAUAAAUAUAUGUCAUGA